GGGGCGUCUGCAGCUGCCGGUGGAGCGGCUGUUAUACAUGUGCUGUCGGAGCUGGAGGGGAUUUUUCGUUAGGCUGGCUCUGGCUGUUCUGCUCUCUGUGUUUCUUCGUUUCUUUUUCAUCCCUUCUUCCAGGUUCCUUAUAUCUGCAGGACAUCAGAUACUUCUUCAUGUACUGAGUUGCACAGCAUCUCAUAUCCCUUUCCUACCCUCAAUUGAAGCCUGGAUUGGCUAGACACAGCUAACAUGGGAAGUUUCGGGUCCCAGACCAGCAACUACAACAGGCUGGUGACCGUCUUUGUGGCUAUCGGGUCGAUGACCUACGGCUACUGCUCCUCCAUCAUCUCAAGCACAAUCGGUCAGCCAGGAUGGUAUGCCUACUUUAAUCUCCCCGGAAAGACCGAACCAGGCUACGACACAAUCACAACCCCCGUUAUCUCGACUGCAAAUGGCGUCUUCAGUGCUGGAGGAGCGGUCGGGACGCUGCUCAUGAUGUGGUCGUGUGAAUUCUUCGGCCGAAAGGCGAAUAUCCAGCUCGGCGCAUUCUUUUCUCUGUUCGGGGGUGCGCUGCAGUCGGGUUCGAACUCGCUUGAAAUGUUCCAAGCCGGUCGAUUCAUCUGCGGUCUCGGAAUCGGUAUCCUCGUCACCGUCUGCCCCAUGUACCUGUCCGAAAUGUCGAGUGCGUUCCGUCGCGGCUGGCUCGUCGGUCACCACGCCAUCUUUCUUGUGUUCGGAUAUAUGCUGGCCGGUUGGGUCGGGUACGCCUGUUACUAUGCAAAAGGGUCAUUGGCUGGGUUUGGCUGGCGAUUCCCGCUUGCGCUGCAGUGUCUUCCCGCGCUGGUCUUACUCAUUGGGUCGCCAUGGCUGCCUCGCUCGCCGCGUUGGUUGAUUUCCAAGGGCAAGCUUGACGAAGCGCAGCUUGUUCUGGAGAAGUUGCGACAGUCGCCUGAUGACCCCGGGAAUCUGGUUGCGAAGGAGGAGUUCUUUCAGACGAAGGAGCAAAUUCGGCUGGAGGCGGAGAGAUUGGCGACGUACGGGAAUGUGUGGAUGGCGGUUUUCAAGAGGAAGACGUAUCGGAAGAGAAUGGCGAUUGGGUUUUUGACUCAGUGGGGAGCGGAGUUUGGUGGGCCUUUGAUCAUUAAUAACUAUGCGGUUAUUCUGUACGGUAAUCUAGGCAUGGAGGGUGGUAUGCCAUUGCUUUUGAGUGCGAUUUGGUUGACGACAGCUGGCCUCAUCUACAACCCCCUCGGUGCCUGGCUCCACGACAAAGUCAACUCCCGCCGUCGCAUGUACAUCACCGGUUUCGUUGGAAUCAUCAUCACCACCUCGUGUCUGGCUGCCAUGACUGCCGAGUACGCGGGUACCAAGAAUCAAGUCGGAAACGGAUUCGGCAUCUUGUUUAUGUAUCUGUAUUUGGCUUUCCAGGGUACAUUCUGCGAUACGACCAUGUACUUGUACGUUUCUGAAAUAUUCCCGACGGAGAUUCGACCGAUUGGAAUGGGCUUUUCGCUUUUUGGACAGUUUGCUGCCACUUUGAUUCUCCUUCAAACCGCCCCAAUGGGCUUCGCCAACGUGCAGUGGAAAUACUACCUCGUCAUCAUCUGCUGGUCUGUUUUCUUCAUCCCAGUAAUCUACUUCUUCUUCCCCGAAACCGCACGUCUCACCCUCGAGGAAAUCGCAAAGAACUUUGGCGACGAAGUCGCUGUCCACGUCACCGAUGCUACGGAUGAGGAGAAAGCGAAGCUGGAACGUCAUCUCGCUGAUGGCUCUUCCACCGAGGGUCCUACGCAGGUGGCUGAAUCACCUAAUGUGGUUGGUGAGGAGACGCCGAAGAAUGAUCUACCUACGUCUAUUUAGGCCAUAGAUGGAUUGCUGGUUACUAUAUAUAUGUGGAGGAGGUUUGAUUCUCCUGUUUGAUGCUAAUGUAUAACUAUUCUUGACUGGUCAUUGCUACUAUUUAUUUCUGCUUCGGGGAUAGAUGGCUUUGGCAUUUAUACUGUACGGUUUGUUUGGGCUUGUUGAUUGGAAGUUUUCAUUUCAUUCUUUUACUUUAUGUGAUUAUUUUCUAUGCUGUUAUUCCCCCUUGUCACUGAUGCUGAUGUCUUUAUAUGAACUUUCUUUGAAGCGUGCUUGUUAUAAAUAUAAAUAUCUCUCUGAUAGAUCGAUCCAUUUAGAUCCCUAUCCAACUUCCCUCC
Aspergillus wentii DTO 134E9 is the source of this 2192-nucleotide messenger RNA. Its product is annotated as putative MFS sugar transporter. Lineage: Eukaryota; Fungi; Ascomycota; Eurotiomycetes; Eurotiales; Aspergillaceae. Gene Ontology annotation, molecular function: carbohydrate:proton symporter activity. The record is from RefSeq and is a predicted model, not a curated record. Bases 244 to 1854 code for a protein of 536 amino acids. Gene Ontology annotation, cellular component: membrane. Gene Ontology annotation, biological process: transmembrane transport; carbohydrate transport. The transcript has 8 exons.